AAGACGCAGAGAUACCGCGAUAGUGAGGGCGGCCAUGACAGGCAUGGAUAUGGGAUGGUGUUCGACGUGCCAUCUGGUGGGAGUGAUCACCGCCGACGUCGAAGCAGAAGUCGGGACAGAGACCGUCGUCGGUCCCAAAGUCCCAACAGACGUCACCGCGACUCAGAUCGUGACCGUGACCGACGACGACGACACUAAUGAAUUGACUGAAUCCUUGCUACCACCGUCACCAUCAUGUUGUCGCACACACAAUCUGUCCUUGAAUUCUAUUUCACUGAUGCCGAUAUCAUCCUCAGUGCGGAGGAUACGAACAGUCAGAAAAGACGGUUUGCUGUUCACAAGUGUAUAUUAUCUGCAGCGUCCCCCUUCUUCAGAGACAUGUUCUCACUUCCGCAGCCCCCUAUGGCCCAAAUAACUGGUCUACCCACCAUUGACACGACAGAGGUUGCGGACGUUCUGCACACGCUCUUACAGUUCAUCUAUCCCGUUCCUAAUCCUGUUCUACCGUCUUUGGGUAAACUGGUCCCCGUGCUUGAAGCGGCCAGAAAGUAUGAUGUUCUUGUCGCCCUUACUUCGCUUCGCAAGCAGCUCAUUUCCCACAAGAAUAUCACCAAAAAUCCAUUGCGCAUCUACGCAAUCGCAUCUCGAUAUGACCUUCAGGACGAAAUCAAGGUUGCUGCCAAGUACACAUUGAAGAAGAAUGUCCUUGAUUGUCCUCUCUCCGAUGACUUGAAGCAUAUCACAGCAUAUGACUAUCACCGUUUGCUCGAUUUCCAUCGGCGCUAUGUUCGGGCAACUCAAGACGCUUUGAAGCCACCGCAGACAGCUGCGUUUUCGGGUCAUCAUUGUAGUGCUUGGUGGUGGACCAAGUAUGAGGAGGCGGCCAAGGAUGAAUUGGCGGCGAGACCUUCGACUGAUGUUGUCUUCAGUUUGCAGUUCGUGUCGUCCUGCGUCAGUGCGUGUAAUUUGUGUCGCGCUAGUGCGUACAGCACUCUUCCACACUUGGAACUGGCAAAGCAGAAAAUGGACGCAAUCCCCUUCACGUUGUAGGCGGCAGGACGUCGAGUUUAUCGCCUUGUAGAUCUAUAAAGCAACUUCCUUCUUCCUGCCUGUUCAAUGCAUACGACACGUGACUGAAACGAGGGUAUCUAUCGGAUUUCUAUCGAUGAUCAUGCAUCGUGUCUUUUACUACCACCAUCAUGUCGUCGCACACACAGUCUGUUCUUGAAUUCAAUUUCUCCGAUGCUGAUGUUGUUCUCACUGGUGGAGAUGACCAGAAGAGACGAUUUGCGGUACACAAGAGUAUCUUGUCA
This is a messenger RNA of Desarmillaria tabescens, 1313 nucleotides long. RefSeq lists its product as uncharacterized. The transcript has a single exon. Gene Ontology annotation, molecular function: protein binding. The record is from RefSeq and is a predicted model, not a curated record. Lineage: Eukaryota; Fungi; Basidiomycota; Agaricomycetes; Agaricales; Physalacriaceae. Bases 235 to 1050 code for a protein of 271 amino acids.